Molecule: messenger RNA, 3042 nt
Organism: Eleginops maclovinus (Patagonian blennie)
Lineage: Eukaryota; Metazoa; Chordata; Actinopteri; Perciformes; Eleginopidae
Product: cytohesin-3-like
Biological process (GO): regulation of ARF protein signal transduction
Molecular function (GO): guanyl-nucleotide exchange factor activity
Source: RefSeq, a predicted model, not a curated record
AGCACAGAGGGAGAAACGCCGCCGCUGCUGGAGCCUCACACCGCGGUCAGACCCCUCUGAAACACCCGCUCUGCAAUUAAGCAGCUCCCUUUAAUUUACACCCAGACUGCGGUUUUUAUUUUUCUGCCUCUAUUCACAUUAAUUUCACCGCUGACAUCUUGGCACCAGACCCCUUCAUCUGUCUGUCAACACACCGGCUUCGACUGUCUGUCAGCGGGGGGAAAGCAGAGACAAAUCCCGGUGAAAAACAAUCAAAAAUACAUUUCUAUCCAAAAGGUUCAGCAGGACACCUUCCGGUUGGACUACCCUGUCACUGCUGCCAUCAACAUGGAAGAAGACAAUCACGUUCCUGAGGAUCUUUCCCCGGAGGAGAGGGAUGAGCUGUCAAACAUCCGACGCAGGAAGAGAGAGCUGCUCGAUGAUAUUGAGAGGUUGAAGUUUGAGAUAGCAGAAGUCAUGACGGAGAUCGAGCAGCUGACGUGUGUCGGAGAAAGCAAAACAUCCCAGAGAAACAAACAGAUCGCCAUGGGCAGGAAGAAGUUCAACAUGGAUCCAAAGAAGGGAAUCCAGUUCCUGCUGGAGAACGACCUCCUCCAGCACACCCCCGAAGACAUCGCCCAGUUCCUGUACAAAGGAGAGGGCCUCAACAAGACGGUCAUUGGAGACUACCUGGGCGAGCGGGAUGACUUCAACCUCAAGGUGCUGCAGGCUUUUGUGGAGCUGCAUGAGUUUGCAGAUCUCAAUCUCGUCCAAGCGCUAAGGCAGUUCCUGUGGAGUUUCCGUUUGCCAGGUGAAGCCCAGAAGAUCGACCGUAUGAUGGAGUCGUUUGCAUCGCGGUACUGCCAGUGCAACCCGGGGGUCUUCCAGUCCACAGAUACCUGCUACGUACUGUCCUUUGCCAUCAUCAUGCUGAACACCAGCCUCCACAACCCCAACGUCAGAGACAAGCCCCCCGUGGAGCGCUUCAUCUCCAUGAACAGAGGCAUCAACGAGGGGGGAGAUCUGCCCGAGGAGCUUCUCAGGAACCUUUACGACAGCAUCAAAAACGAGCCCUUCAAAAUCCCGGAGGAUGACGGGAACGAUCUCACGCACACGUUCUUCAACCCGGACAGAGAGGGCUGGCUCCUAAAGCUUGGCGGCAGGGUGAAGACGUGGAAGAGACGGUGGUUCAUUCUGACCGACAACUGCCUCUAUUACUUUGAAUACACAACAGAUAAAGAGCCCCGUGGGAUUAUUCCUCUGGAGAACCUCAGUAUCAGAGAGGUGGACGAGCCCAGAAAACCUAACUGCUUCGAGCUCUACAACCCGAACCACAAAGGUCAGGUGAUCAAGGCCUGCAAGACGGAGGCGGACGGGCGUGUCGUCGAGGGCAACCACGUGGUGUAUAGGAUAUCAGCCCCAACGCCGGAGGAGAAGGAGUGGAUCAAAUCCAUCAAAGCGAGCAUCAGCAGAGAUCCUUUCUACGACAUGCUGGCCACCAGGAAGCGGAGGAUAGCCAAUAAGAAGUGAUGACCGUCCCACCGUCAUCCACACCUGAGUCCUCGUGCGUGUGUGUGUGUAUGUGUGUGUGUGUGUGUGUGUGUGUGUGUGCGUGUGUGUGUGUGUGUGUGAGUGUCUCAAAGGCCUCCUGUGUGUUCUGUAAAGGCUGGAGGAUGAGCAGCAGGUGCAAGUCGUUUGGAUUUAAAUGGAUCAUUUCUACCUGAAGGCCGUCUGCACCUGUGUGUGAAGGACUCUGAACUCUGAUGUGCCGUUUAGGUGGGACUUUAUGGACAAAAGGAAAUACUGUGUGCAACAAAAAAAAAUUGGACAAAAGGACUACAGCCAUGACGGGAAUCAUGGGAACUCUUUGCAUAGUGCGCCCUCUGGUGGACACAUGAGGAGGAACUCAUACGUGGCUUUUCUUAUUUGGCUUUGAGUCCCUGAUGGAAAACCUUUUAUCCUCCUCACCUCACAUGUGCUUCUGCAGUUUCAUGUAACUACAGAAGACUUCAAGCUUAUAAAAUCAGCUGGUCUGAUUGGUAGUGACUGUAUCUGUACAUACAAACACAGAUUUAUUCAUUUACAGCAGGGCUGCCACUAAUUAUCCAUCGAUGAAUCAGAUGAAUAAAUGAAUUGUUUGGUCGAUUAAAGGCCAGAAAAUAGUGAUAAAUGUCCAUGACAGUUCCCAAGGUCCAAGGUGAUGGCUUUUUUUAGUGGAAAAACCCAAAUACUUUCCAUUUAUUAUGAUGGAAAACAAAGAAAAUCAUUGAACCCCCAUAUUUUGAAGGCUAAAAGGAGAAUUUUUUGGACAUUUCUUAAUAAAAAAAAUACUUCAAAUGUUUAUCUUUUAUCAAGAAAACAAACAUAUAUAAUUUUGGGUUAUUGAAUUUUGCAUAAUUGUUGCAGCUGUUAUAUUUCCAGGCAAAGGAAUUGAUGCAGGUCGUGAAAUAAUACUCUAAAUAUAUAAAAAGCCCCUUCUCAAAUGCUGUAUACAUCCUAUAUUAACUGUCAUUUUAUUGAAGAUCCACCUGUGUUCAUUUCUUUUUGUAUUUAUUUUCUUAAUUUGGUUAACAAGAGGCAGCCCCCGCCCCCCCCGUCAUUUACAUUAUGCAUGUGUAGAAUAUAUUGUACAUACUGUUCCUUUGUUUCCUCUUCUGUUGUGUUUGUGUAGCAUGUAAAUCAUAGCGGCCGUAGCCUGUACCCGUUCACCUGUUUUAGUUUUAACCGCUAACAGUUUACAGAAGAGGAGGAGCAGCGACGCCUCCUCCUCCUCCUCCUCCAUUACUGAAGGUAUACAGGAGGUUAUAUGAAGGAAACUCACUGUGCUGAGCUGGAAAACAGAGAGCAUAGGUGAGUGAAAAACACCGUGAAAGAAGCUAAAUACUGGACAUUUUAAAACUCAAAUGAUGUGAAACUGGAAUCUGAUUUUCCCCAAACGGAGAUCGAGACGACUUGAAGCCUCGUUUUUUUUAAUAGUAGAUGUCAUUUUAAAGGUUAAUUGAUCUUAGUUUGGGAAAGAUGCUCAUGAAUACUAUGAAUAAAAACAUCAUGCUGAUCAGAAAA